GUGGGAUACCUGAAAUAGGGUGGAGAGAUCUCUCAAGAGUCCAGCAGCUGCUCGCUUGGUUGACGUCACUCUACCCUUUACGUCAUCUCAACCACAACUCACCCAGAGAAUGCGGCUCCUCCAAAUUAUUUUCAUAUGCUAGACUCCGACGUGAGUGAGAGCAGGAGCAGAUACCACCAGCUUCUUCAAACGGUCUCAUGAAGUCAUCCAGUAUCAUCCGCGGUUUCUCUCCCUCCCAUAUCUCUUACUCCUACCAGUUACAUCCGCCACUCGCAGAUGACACUCUGCUUGCUGAAUGCACAGCUCACCCCGAAGUUCAUACGAUGAAAAGGAAAGAUCAAAUGUUUACUUCGAACGGAUCGUCUUGGAGUGAUGGAAGCUCGCUUGAUGAACAUAUAGCUGCUGUGAGCGAAGCGCGGUUACGCAAAUCCUUAUCCGAAAGCCUGAUUCUGUCACGUCCUUCUAGUGGAUCCGCAUCUUUCGAUGUUAAGGUGGAAUCAAGGAUGAUCAAACCGAGCAAAGAAGGCAUCUGCAAUGACAACGACGCUAUCGAGCCAGAUGAUGAAGAGGUCUUCGAAAGUUUAAUCGACAAUGAUGAUGACUCCUCUGACUGGGAAAACUCCAUCACCGAAAGUGGCCGAUCCAGUGUUGACGAGAAUAAGCUCUUCCAGUGCGCAGAUUCACGUUCGGGCAAUGUAUCACGGCAAUCGUUGCUCACAGCGAUGAUGCGUCAGUCUCCGCCGUUGACUGUCCACCCUCCUAAAGCAAUGAGCGCAGAAGGAUCUCGAUCGUCACCUGCACAUCAACGGUUGCAUACUCCACCAAAAGGUUCUUGAUAACUUCACAUGAUGACGACGACCUUGAAAAUACCUUGAAAAUGCACGGUCUCGGUAGUCCUUGUUCCAAACUGAUCGCUACGACGCGUUCCUCUUCUUUCCCAGUCGCCCUUUUACCUCGCACCACAUGGAAGAAUAUGCUAAAAAACCACUGCCAAUGCUGUUUUCAAACGACAAUAUAAAGAACAAGAAAAUUCCAAAGCUGGGCAAGGUGACAAGGCCACUUCUGGUCCGUCAACAGAAAAAGAGCAAUCCCACGAGAGCAACUCAUGGAACCGCUACUUCGAUCACGGAACGUGGGAAUCCCAUGCAAAGGAUGGUAGUACCAUGAUUAACCGCACUAUUAUUUAAUCAAGUUUAUUGUCCAUACCGAGCCCUAGAGCUAUGACAGACCAUUAUCCGUGGACUUGAG
Molecule: messenger RNA, 1248 nt
Organism: Aspergillus glaucus CBS 516.65
Lineage: Eukaryota; Fungi; Ascomycota; Eurotiomycetes; Eurotiales; Aspergillaceae
Exons: 1
Coding region: 198-836 (212 amino acids)
Source: RefSeq, a predicted model, not a curated record